GGAAUAUGGUAGAAUACAUGGAGGUUUUAUUUAAAUCUACGUUGUUUCGUGCUGACUUUUGACUGAAAUUACUUCGUGAAACAAUUUCAGUAGACUUGAUGAAUAAUAGCCACCAGUGCGUCAGCAUGCAGGAAUUUUUGGACAAAGCGACGGAAUUAUUGCAAUGGAUGCUGAAAGCCGAAAACACAUUAAGCAUCGUUGAAUUCGGAAUGAAACGAGGAGUUAGAAAACAGUUGAUAGUAGAAGGUACAAACCUACUGGAAAAUGGAGAAAGCGAGGACGAUGUUAUUCGGAGUGUCCUACGAAACAUAUCAGAAAAAUGGGAUCGCGUCAAACAAUUGCACUAUCGUACGAAACAUCAGCAUUAUGUACAACAGACAGACAAACAAAAAUGUUCAGAGAGUAAUGGAACUGAAAAUAGAAGUUUUUUAUGUUUACCUACGUUGGACAAAUUCGGUAAAACGAAUUCCAACAAUAAAUCCGAGUAUUUGUGUGCGUUGUCGAAAAAUCAAUUGACCUGUAACGAACAAAAUAUUUCGAAUACUGAAAGAAUCACUGGACCAAGAGGGACAUCUUUGCCACGUUUAAUAAUAUCCGAUGCGGAAGAAGUUCAAAGCAGUACUUCUAAUUUCUCGGAGAGUCCUCCUCCUACAUCUCAAUUAUCACUAUAUUUGAAUGGAGACAGUCCGUCUCCAAGCUCUACGGUUUCAAUAGAUUCUUUGGAAUGGGAUCCAAUGUCCGAAACAACAAAUGUUUCUGAUGAGGACAUGAACAGAAUUCAGUAUUUUGAAGAUGGUAUGACUGCAAAACAAUUGCCAGAUGAAAUAUUCUGCUUUCACUUGUGGCUCAAAUGUGAGGAACUUCGGACUUAUAAAGAAAUAGAUGAGAAAUUUGGAUGGGAUGAUAAAUAUUUAGCGAAAAUGUUGCAUCAGUGUGUGUCUCGAAAUGAAGACAUUUCUAAAAAAUCAGAGGCAUUUGACAUCAUAUCAUCAACGGCAGAAAAUUUUCUUGACAAUUCCAACCAAACAUCAAACUCAAACUGGAGCGCUAUCAAUGAAAUCAAACUUAGAUGGGCAAUAGUCAUGUUGAAGCAACGCUUACUCAAUCUUCAAAUUUUUAUCUGUGAUCUGCAAUGCAUUUUAGAAAGAAGAUUAGAACUGAUUGACAAGAAAUUUCAAACGAAAAAUGUGAUCAGACAUCCCAUAAAUGAUGUUUGGAGUGACUGCGGCACAAUAACGAAGAUAGAAUGUGAAUUUUCCGACGAGGAUUACAUCAUAACAAUAUUAGAAAUAUAAAAAUAUAUACGCUGUUUCAGCUGAUCCCAAAAGGUGCGGCGCUGCAGAGACGAGGAAGAAGAGUUGACCUUUUACCUUUAUUUUUAGGCAUACAUGUUUACAAACUUUAAAUAGCAUAAUAUACAUAUUAACUAUCACAAAAUUGAGUUUAUUUGAAAGCAGCUUUUUUUCGUGUAAGAGCGCCGUGAGAUUUUUUCCCUAAUAUGGCGCCGCACGAACAAAAAGUUUAGGAACCGGUAUGGAAAUGAAGAUGAAAAAAAUUG
This is a messenger RNA of Styela clava, 1558 nucleotides long. RefSeq lists its product as uncharacterized. The record is from RefSeq and is a predicted model, not a curated record. NCBI's taxonomy places the organism in Eukaryota, Metazoa, Chordata, Ascidiacea, Stolidobranchia, Styelidae.